AUGCGAUUUGCGAGAGUAUUUGGUACAAUACUCGGUCUGACUGUGACCGGUCAUCAAACGACAGCACUCGCCACGCAACGUCCUAGUAAUCAACAUGUCCUCGAUGCAGAUAACUCGGACAUUUUGGCAAUCUUCGCCCAGCACCGCUCCAGCUAUACAAGGGGAUUUGUCGCAUUAGGCGAUAGCUACUCCGCAGGCAUCGGCACCGGCGUUGACGGCAAGGAGGACGAGUGUCGGCGCGGCUUGCAUGCGUACCCGGCUUUGAUCUUCGCGGAUCUCGCGGCCCACCAGAAGCCGAACAGCACAGCUUCCUUCCAGUGGAUGUCCUGCACCGGCGCCGUCACCGAGGACCUACUGUCAGGCGGUGUCUCUAGUCAGAUCGACUCCUUCAACACAAGCUCGCCUACGCGGCCUGAAUUUGCUCUGUUAUCUAUCGGCGGCAACGAUUUAGGUUUCUUCGACGUGAUCAACGCGUGUAUCUUCCGCUUCUAUAGCUACUACAGUGGCACAUGCGAGUCCGCGCUCGCUGCGGCAGAUGCGCGCAUUGCAAGCGACGAUUUUGAGCGACGUCUGCGUAUCAUCCUACUAGAGGUCUUGGACAAGGUGCGCUGGGAGAAGCACCCCAAAUUCACGAUCACGGUGACGGGGUACGCGCAAUUCUUCAACGCCGAGACACCUGAGUGCGACGAGGACAGCUUUGGGGUUUGGUGGGGUGGACCCAAGCUGACAAGCGACAUUCGUCAUAAGAUGAAUGCCAUGGUGUUGGCGGUCAACAAGAAGUUGCAGAGGGCGGUCGAUGAAGUGAAUAGUCGGUGGUUCACAAAGCGGCCCAAGGUGCUUUUCAUCGACUACGAUCGAGAGUUUGAGGGCCAUCGUUUCUGCGAGCCUAACAUAACGGAGCCGGCGUACAACCGCACUGACACAUGGUUCUUCCUCAUCGGCGGUCCUGAUAACGCGCACAACGAGACACAGUGGCCGAAUGUUACCACCUCAACCCAGACAGAAGGCGUCCUGUCACCAUCGUCAGCGUUGAUAGAUCCUGACAGUUGUCUCGAGGGGGCGCAAAGGUCGGGAGACUGGGGCGAACUCGCACUAUGCUUUAUGGCUAUGGCUAAGCAGCGAGACCCGACUCUUCAGCUCGCGAAAGAUAAUUUCGUCACCGAGAACUCAAUGUGGUAUGUGCCGACAUACUACGGAAAGACAUUUCAUCCGACAAAGCGUACACUUGGACAUGAAGUCAUUAGGGACAAGAUCUACGAAGAAUGGGCAAAGCACGAUCUCUACUAG
Molecule: messenger RNA, 1287 nt
Organism: Phaeoacremonium minimum UCRPA7
Lineage: Eukaryota; Fungi; Ascomycota; Sordariomycetes; Togniniales; Togniniaceae
Product: putative esterase family protein
Exons: 2
Coding region: 1-1287 (428 amino acids)
Biological process (GO): triglyceride catabolic process
Molecular function (GO): triacylglycerol lipase activity
Source: RefSeq, a predicted model, not a curated record